AUGAGAGGAAAGCGGUCAAAACAAUAUCGGAAGCUCAUGGAGCAGUUCUCCCAGACUUUCGGCUUUCGUGAGCCCUAUCAGGUUCUGGUCGAUGCCGAAAUGGUGAGAGAUUCUUCCCGGUUCAAGAUGGACCUCGAGCCCGCUCUGUCGAGGACAGUUCAUGGCAAGGUCAAGCCCAUGAUUACUCAAUGCGAAAUUCGCAAACUUUACGCAGCGCGAAACGAGCCAGGUGUACAUGAGGCCAUUGACCUAGCCAAGACCCUGGAGCGAAGACGAUGCGGUCACCAUCCCGACGAUUAUCCCGAGCCAUUGAGCACUCAAGAGUGUCUUCGAUCAGUUGUCGACCCGAAGGCUACACUUCAAAACAAGCAUCGCUACGUUGUGGCCAGCCAAGACCAGGAGGUACGAAGGAUGCUGCGAGGCAUCAAAGGAGUCCCCCUCAUCUAUAUCAAGAGGAGUGUUAUGAUUCUCGAGCCAAUGGCGGAUGAGAGCGUUCAGGUGCGAGCAAAGGAGGAGAGAAGCAAAUUUCGAGCAGAGAUCAAGAACCAAUUGGGCAAGCGAAAGCGAGAUGAUGCAGACGACGACGAGAAGGCCGACAAGGCCGAUGGCAACUCUGAAGAACAAAAGAAGAAGAAGAAGAAAGGACACGGACCCAAGGGGCCUAAUCCUUUGGCGGUCCAGAAGCCCAAGAAGGCAAAGUCAGAAGGACAACAACCACGAAAGCAAGAAUCCACUGAUGCGAAGGACGCGCCACAAGAAGGUGCCGGCAAGCGAAAGAGACGGAGGAGGAACAAGGCUACUGUAGGCACGGCAGACGACGGCGAAACGGACACUGCAGCCGCGGAAGUGACCAUGGCAGAGACAUGA
Fusarium odoratissimum NRRL 54006 is the source of this 867-nucleotide messenger RNA. RefSeq lists its product as uncharacterized. Gene Ontology annotation, cellular component: small-subunit processome; nucleolus. Bases 1 to 867 code for a protein of 288 amino acids. NCBI's taxonomy places the organism in Eukaryota, Fungi, Ascomycota, Sordariomycetes, Hypocreales, Nectriaceae. The record is from RefSeq and is a predicted model, not a curated record. Gene Ontology annotation, molecular function: small ribosomal subunit rRNA binding. The transcript is spliced from 3 exons.